AGAGAGAGAGAUGCGCAACUGAAGCUUUCUUUCAUGUGCGUGUGAAACCAGAAACAACAACAUCACCGUCUGCAGUGUAAAGAAAACAUGCAUUGCUCUCCUUUCAUCUUCACAUUGGUUUAUUUUUCUGAUAUUUUGGGGAAUUUUAUAACUUGGGGUGAUCAAUAUAGUCUGGAGUGUCUCAGUAAUUAUUUAUCCAAUAUCACCUGCUCUCUGAACAUCUCGGCUGAGUCUCUGGCCAAUGAAUCGUCCUACUGGCUGCAGUUCAGCUCAUAUGAGGAACGCUAUGACUGCACACUGAAGAUGGGAGAGCAGUCAUUAUUAUGCGAGUUGGAUUUAUCACAGCAUUUGAUUUUCACCGAUGUAGACAGCUACAGCAUCUCCCUUCAUUCUGGUUACUAUGGCAACAACUUCUCCGUCGUACUAGAUGCUGACUUCAUGCCUCAUGAACACAUUCGCCCUGUCCCUCCGUUUAACCUGACGCUUCUCCGGGAGAAAAACAGGGUGCUAUUCCAGUGGCAGAGCGGAUAUGAUGAAGACAGUUUCCUCAUACCCCACCUACAGUACCAGCUCAGCAUUUACAGCCAAAACAAGGUUCAGCUGUAUGAGGUAGAAACUGUUGACCAGAAGAUGUAUGUGGACGAGUCUAGAUUUGAGCCUCACACCAAUUACACAGUGCGUGUGAGAUCGCGGCCAAAUCAAGUGCGUUAUAUAGGCGUGUGGAGUCUGUGGGCCCCUGCGUCACACUGGAGAUCAGGGGACAUUCACAGUGAGUCUGUUUACAGAGCACUCAAAGAAGAGACUCCAGGAGGAUCUUUCCAGAGUUACCAAUAUCUACUGCUGUUGCCAUUGCUGCUUGUCCUUCUGACCUGUAUCCCAUACUCCAGAUGGAGGAAGAAUGAUUAUAUACCAUCACCAGCACCUUAUUUCAGAGACUGGAAAGGAGAUGUUCAGGUCUGUUCAGUGCUGUCCGGUAAGAUGCGAGAUAUAAUGCAGGGGGAGGAGUCUCUCGAGAUUAACAUUCUGACAGAGAGCACAGACACGCCCUCUCGACCCACCAGCUUAGACUAUGAGAAGAUGGGAGAGAUCGACGAACAUGAGUCUCCCAGCAUGCCGCAGUCUCCUGUGGGGUCAGAGGUCGACUCGGGCUGCUGGAUUCGUGAUUUUAUCACAACCGAGAGAGGAAGCAUCACAUGCAGUGAGGACUACUGCACACUCUCCACUUCACACACUUUUGCGUUCUAACAUGUGCAUGCAUGCUACUGUUCAGUUUGGGGUCAAUGAGCAUCAAAUCAGCAUAUUAGAAUGAUUUCUGAAGGAUCACGUGACACUGAAGACUGAAGUAAUAAUGCUGAAAAUUCAGCUUUGCAUCACAGGAAUAAAUUUUAAAGUAUAUUCAAAUAGAAAAUAGUUAUUUUAAAUUGUAAUAAUAUCUCAGAAUAUUAUAGCAUUUAUUGUAUUUUUAUUAAAAAAAAAAAAAGCAGCCUUGCUAAGCAUAUAUUUUUUUAAAAACAUUUCAAAAUCUUACUGACCCCCUUUUGAAUGGUAGUGUACAUGGCACAAGUUUUGAAACAAAGUUAAAUAUGAGCAAUAAUGAAUGUAUUUUAAUUUUCUUGUAUUACAUAAUGUGCUAAUAUACUACAUGUGCUUUUGCACUUUAAACAAAAGCAUAAAAAUAAAUGCAGGUAAUGCAUGUAUAGAUGCUAUUUCUUUAAAUAAGCAAAUCCUGCUAAAAUGAACCACAAUAUAGUUUAAUUGCCACAAAUUACAUAAAUGAGUGAACAGUAAAUAGUUUUCAUUUUUGUAAUGUACUUACAAUGUAUUUGUAUUGUUUUUUUAACUACCAGUCAAAAGUUUUUUAAAGUUUUUUUUUUUUAAAAGAAGUCUUUUCUGCUCUCCAAGCCUGCAUUUAAAUAGUAAAAUUGUUAAAUAUUU
Messenger RNA from Labeo rohita (rohu), 1935 nucleotides. Its product is annotated as interleukin-4 receptor subunit alpha. The coding region runs from base 88 to 1245 and encodes 385 amino acids. The record is from RefSeq and is a predicted model, not a curated record. NCBI's taxonomy places the organism in Eukaryota, Metazoa, Chordata, Actinopteri, Cypriniformes, Cyprinidae. Gene Ontology annotation, biological process: immunoglobulin mediated immune response; cytokine-mediated signaling pathway. The transcript has 9 exons. Gene Ontology annotation, molecular function: cytokine receptor activity; protein binding. Gene Ontology annotation, cellular component: external side of plasma membrane.